This is a messenger RNA of Misgurnus anguillicaudatus (oriental weatherfish), 3561 nucleotides long. RefSeq lists its product as uncharacterized. Lineage: Eukaryota; Metazoa; Chordata; Actinopteri; Cypriniformes; Cobitidae. The record is from RefSeq and is a predicted model, not a curated record.
AUGGCGAUCAAACUGUCACUUCCUUACGUCAGUUCUAUGUUUUAGCUAGAUGAGAGAAGUAUCCCAGAAGGCACCGCUGUACAAACAUAGUGAUUACAGGAAAUCAGGAGACAGCGUGAUGAGCUACAAACAUCAGAAGUCAUAAUGCAGAUGACUUUACUGUCCAUCACAGUGUGGCUUACACACUUCCUCAAAGCCUCAUCUUUCAAUUACAACACACCAACUGCAGACACCCAGAGGAACUAUACUGAAGCCAUACAAAUCACUGGAGCAACUACAAAAACAAACAUGCAUACAACAGCUUUGUCCCCUCCGGUCACGACAACACAGGACAACACAAUAAUAACAACAACAACAACAGAUUUGACUGGUGAAGCACAAACACAUGCAAGUUCAACUCUGAACGAGAUCUCCACAGAGGAAACCGUACCCAUGCAUCAAUCUCAGAAUGACUUUAUGGAUACUGCAAAUACAACAGAUGGUGACAGAAAUACUCUUAUGUUUCAAACAGACACAACCGUUUCCUUGAAAUUUACACCACAAAAGGACGACCAAAAUGAAACAGGAAGACGGUCAAGUGCGCACAACACGAGUUACGAUCAUGAGUACAGCAGUUUGGGCUCAGUUACUCAAACACAGACUGAAGGCAUCUGGAGUACCACACCAGACAAGCAGCCCACAUCAGAACCGCUCAACAGUGCCCAAACGGCAUCGUGGAAAGACUGGACAGCAGAAAGCAACGCAACCACGAAGGUUUACGAAGAACAUUACGAAAUGAGCUCCACCCAGGCAGCAUUUGCUAAUUCGAACGAGGAGUCAACAACACAAGGCACAACUGGAAGUGACGGCCUCAUGACUGAACACAGAGUUCAAACACACAGAGAGGAACAUUUCAACACAACAGAUACAACUUCUGCAACACCAACAAUAGACAGCAACUUUAUAACUUCUCAAAAUUCAGACGUACCCAUGACCACAAUCUUGCAUACCCUGAAUAUUACAGAAACAGCUGAAAAUCACAGCUUAACACCUGUCAAUGAAAUGAAAAGUGGUGGACGCUGGACGGGACAGUCCAGCACAGAGGACAGUGGGAUAAAUGAAUCUACAACACAAUAUGGAGUCACAAACUCUACAGCGUACAUAGGAAGUGAAAAUAGGACACUAGUUACCUUAGACACUCCCAAUGACACCACCGAUAUCAACAACAGCUCCAUCAUAGCAGAAAUUGUAACAGACAUAAAUGAGGACAGUGGGAUAAAUGAAUCUACAACACAAUAUUCAGUCACAAACUCUACAGUGUACACAGGAAGUGAAAAUAGGACACUAGUUACCUUAGACACACCCAGUGACACCACCGAUAUCAACAACAGCUCCAUCAUAGCUGAAGUUGUAACAGACAUAAAUGUCACAUCAAUUAAAACUGACACAAAAAACAGACAUUGGCCUGAAUGUUUCGACGCAAACUCAAAACAAACUCUGCAAUCAAAACUGGUGUGCUUUAUUACACUAUGGACGUUGGCCAUCACUGCUACGGUAUUCCUGGGAAUAAGCAUUUUCUUGUGGGUCCGUAUUUCGGUUGAAAAAAAAAAGAUGACGAUUAGUGGAAGGAGGCAGGUGGAAAAAGGUGGACCGGGGGAGAGGGAGAGCCUGUGGGCUGAUCCAAAAACAUCAGUACAGGAGAGAGUGGAAUUCUGGUAUGUCAACGGAUCAACGUUGGAGGCAGACAGGAAGGAGAGGGGAAGAAAGAGGGAGGAGAGGAUGAAGAGGAAAAAACAGGAACAGAAUCAGAACGAGAACGAGUUGUGGAUUCAACCUAGAGUGACUGUGGAUGAUAUUACAGACUUUUGGUACGCAAAUAGAAGAAUUAAGGAGGAGAGGACAGAAAGACAUUGAAAGACUGCUGGAGAAAAAGUUUAGACGGUUCUACCUCCAGGAAUCAGCCUGUAUAUAUAAACACUUUGAUGGACAGUUUAGGGCGGUUUCCCAGACAGGGCUUAUCAUAGUCCCAGACUAAAAUGCAUGCUUGAGCUGUCUUAAUUUAAAGGGACAUUCCACUUUUUUUGAAAAUAUGCUCAUUUUCUAGCUUCCCAAUAGUUAAACAUUUCAUUGAUUUUUACUAUUUUGGAAUCCAUUCAGCUGAUCUCCGGGUCUGGCAGUACCACUUUUAGCAUAGCUUAGCACAAUCCAUUGAAUCUUAUUAGACCAUUAGCAUCACGCUAAAAAAUAACCAAAGAGUUUUGAUAUGUUUUCUAUUUAAAACUUGACUCUUCUGUAGUUACAUCGUGUACUAAGACCGACAGAAAAUUAAAAGUCUUGAUUUUCUAGGCAGAUAUGGCUAGGAACUAUACUCUCAUUCUGGCGUAAUAAUCAAUGACUUGCGUAGUGAUAUUAUGCACUGCCCGAAAAUAGUCCCCUUUGGUUACUUUCAAUAGCAGGGGACUAUUUUCAGGCAGUGCGUAAUAUCAGAUUUAAUGGAUUAUGCUAAGCUAUGCUAAAAGUGCUAGCACCAGGCCGGUAAGAAUCAAAUGUUUAACUCUAUGGGAGCUGGAAAAUGAGCAUAUUUUCCUGGAGUGUCCCUUUAAAAACAUCUUGUACUGACAUAUCUUAACAUAUAUCAGUGCCACUGUUUUGUCUCAAAAUGCACACCAGUAUUGUUUUUGUAAGGUUUAUUUGUAAAACUACUUAAUGUCCUAAUAUAACUAAGGCCUAGUCCUGGAUUAAUCUAAACCCUGUCUGGGAAACCGCCUGUUCAUGUUAGAAAAUAAGUCUGAUAUUAUGUUACUAUACUAAGAUCUGCUGGCUUGAUCUUACACUUUUGGUUGUCUGAGGACAAUUCACAAACUGAGAAGAAAGUAUAAAGUAUAUUGGAAAGUGAUGAUGAGUAAGUUGAUUCAGUUGGGUGGAUAACAUUAAAAAAUGAGAAAAACUGGAAAGUCGCCCGACCGAAGAAAGCUUAACAGGGAUUCCCCCUGAUCUUUUAUAGGAAAGAGUGGGGAGCUCCAUUUAAACCACAGAAUUUUACUCCAUCACUUUAGCAUAUGAAGAGUUUCAUUGCAAAACGAGAUAACCACCGUUUUUUUUUAAUUGUUCAGAAUUCUCGUUUUUUGGUUGUGCAUUCCAAUUAAUUUCAAUUCAACUGCAGUUGGUUUGUUUUGAUUUAAACCUUCAUAACUUAAAAAAUACAGCUAAGUAGCACCAUAAAACAAAAUAAUAACAUGAAAACAUAAUAAUAAACAUGUUUUGACAAAAAUGUUAAAAAAUGGAUUUAUCUCGUUUUGCAACGAAACUCUUCAUAUGAACAUGUACAUUUUAAAAGAUUCCUUUCUUGAGCUUACAAAUGAGUUGGUAUGCAUUUUUUUACUAUUUUGAUAUUUGUUUUCUACUUAUUUAUUACAUUAAACUGCAAUGUUUAAAGGAACAUCCUCUAUAUAACGUUUCUGAUGGCUUUCUAAACGGCCAAAAAUGAUCUAUGUAGGUACAGAUAUGUAUACAUUUGGUACCAAUAUGUAGCUUUCACAUACUAAUAAAAAUUCUUUGGUACCAAUAUGUACCUCUAAACAA